AUGAUUCAGAUCCCCAUGUCUUGGACAAGCGGGAUCUCAAGCCGCUGUACCUGCGCGCUGAAGAAGGAACCCCACCUAGAUCCUGUCCCGGAGACCGGCCUCCCGCCGCCUCCGCAUUCAGUUCUAUCGGAGCUGCCGAAGAAGCCUCAGUUGACCUCCACGAAGUCGGAAAGCACGCUCACCAUCUUCCGCGACGGUCACCAUAAGCCCGCGCACAAACACAACGACAUGGCGCACAAGUGUGGCUUGCCGUAUACCAUCCCCCGGUCUCAUACCAUCCAUGCGACCUCCGAUACGGCUCGCCGGUCAGUCGAUCAUCUGCCAUUGACCCAAGCGGGCUUGGUUAGCGAAGCGUUCUCCGCGCAGCAACUUCCGGGACAGCCGCCUCUUUACAAUCCUCAGCGCCGCGUCAAAUCCGAACACGGAUCGCCUGACGCUGCCCCGGUUCUGCCUUCGGAUGAUGUCCCGACAACCGUCCCCCCACUUGAUCUGUCCGCCUUCUUCCCUCACGGUCUGCAGUCUAUGGAUAAGCCCACCGAAAAUGCGGUCACACUAUCGAUGGAAAAGACACCUCUGAAUCAUGUCAUGACCAGUGUGCCACCUCUUGACGUCAAUUAUUCUUUCCCGACGACCACCGCGUCUCCCGUGAACUGCAUGGCAGUCCAAGAUCCGUAUAACGAGGCUUUCUUCACAUCAUCGGAUGGAGAUGUCGCUCUGAAUUCCACGGCAUUCAGCGCGCCACCAGUCGAUUGGUCAAGCUUCCCGCUGUACUCCUCGGACGUUCCGGCUGCGACGAGUACACAGGCGCCUUCGUACGCAAGUUUCGACUACAACGCGAUGGGACCUGGGAUUGCCGCCCCUUCUUCGUCCGGUGAUCUCUCGGAAGUCGAGGAAUACGCUCCGUUAUCCACGCUGCCGAGUGAUCUUCACGACUUGCAUAGCGGAAGCGAAGGCUCUGAUGUCGAUCAGUACCGUAUCAGCUCAGCAUCGUCGUUCAUUGGUCUCCCGCAGGCUCAACUCCUGUCGUCCAAUCACCUGGAGUCCAUCAACAUUGAUGACUUCCUCAAGUCCGCCAAUGAGUCGACAGCAGCGCUCGAGCACCAGCUUCAGGCCAAUGUCGGCAUGGAUCCCAAGCCUCUGUCUUCGCAGGAUGCUUAUGCCAUGUCGGACGCCCAGGCUUUCAAGUCUAUGACGACAGCGACCACGAGUCUCCCGAUGACGGCCUCAGCUACGGAUCCUGUUUGGCCAACGGCGCUCUUCGAUCCCAGCGCGCCUAUGGAUGAACAUAACAACUACUUCGCCUCGCCCUGGACGCAAUAA
This is a messenger RNA of Aspergillus terreus NIH2624, 1320 nucleotides long. RefSeq lists its product as uncharacterized. Bases 1 to 1320 code for a protein of 439 amino acids. Lineage: Eukaryota; Fungi; Ascomycota; Eurotiomycetes; Eurotiales; Aspergillaceae. Gene Ontology annotation, molecular function: RNA polymerase II cis-regulatory region sequence-specific DNA binding; DNA-binding transcription factor activity, RNA polymerase II-specific; copper ion binding. The transcript is spliced from 2 exons. Gene Ontology annotation, biological process: positive regulation of transcription by RNA polymerase II; intracellular iron ion homeostasis; intracellular copper ion homeostasis. Gene Ontology annotation, cellular component: nucleus. The record is from RefSeq and is a predicted model, not a curated record.